AUGGAAGAUUUCUCGAAGACAAGUUUUAUAAAUAUACCGAUUAAAGAUAACAGAAAUUUGUUUGAAUUGAUCAAUAACAAGUUAAAUAAUAAAAUUAAAGUCAUACAUUUUGACGAGUUAAUUGAUUUAAAACCACUUGAUGAAGGCG
This is a messenger RNA of Funneliformis mosseae, 148 nucleotides long. The record is from the annotation of a GenBank genome assembly. NCBI's taxonomy places the organism in Eukaryota, Fungi, Glomeromycota, Glomeromycetes, Glomerales, Glomeraceae.